AUGAUUACUAAUUUGGACGAUAGAGCAAUCUAUCAGGCAACUAAGCACAUUUUCGCGGAAGAUAAAGCUAAAAUCAGAAAUCUUGCGCCUGUAAAAAGAUGGAUUAAUUGUCAUUUACUUACAGGAAGUCCGGUGCAGCAAAUUGUGACUCAAUAUGGCGACGAAGCCGUAUAUCACUCGGUCAUGCAGCUCCUAUCGGAUAAAGUGUAUGAGUCUACCUCCAUCGCUAGUCAACGUUUUCCCGAUUUGUUCGAGUCUUCCACGGCCCAGACUACAGCCAGAUCCCAGCUCGAGGAGGAAGCCACCAGGAGCGAACAGGCGACGCUGGAUGACAUUACCCAGACCCACCAAGAUGACAGUCAGGAUGCCUUUAACUCAGCAGAAACCACAGCGGCAGUAUAUGACGCUAGUGACAGCACUGUGUCCAGUGAAGUUGGCAUCUCAUCGUUGUUUCCAGUCCAUCUGCCGUUUCCUAUACAGCAUCUGCUUAUGGAGAAACUACAAAAGAUUCUGGAACUUGCCUGUUACCGGUAUGGAGUUAGAAAACUCCCAAGUAUCAUGCAAAAACGGGGCUGGGAUUGUCCGGAAUCGGUAGAACUCAGUAAAUGGGCGGAGCUCCUCGGACGUGAGGGAAACCUGGAACGGCAAGGAGACGGCAAGCCCUUGGCAGAAUUGCUACCUUCGAUUGCACAAAUUAGACAUACAGCUGUUCAUCGACUGCGUACCAACUCAACAGGACUAGAGAGGUUUCUUGCCGAUGCAGAAGACCUCGCUGCAGUUCUGGGAGAUAACAUCUACACGAAGGCCAUAUCGCAGCUACGUUUGGAUGCUCGAUCAACACUUGCAGAGCUUACUCGGAACAAAGAAUUUAUCCAGCUACAACUAGAAAAGGCCCAGGAAGAAAUAGCCAAGCAGCGCGCCGAACUCGAUCAGGAGGAACGGGAGAAUCUGCGCCAAAUGGAACGAGAAGAUGAAAAGUAUCGCGCUCUGGCGGGCGAAAGGCUGGAAAAGGCUCUCCAUGUGCUGGGAGGCCUGAAGGUAGCAUCAAAGAAUGAGAAUACGGUGCCGAAUGGUAUGGACGGCGACGAGGCCAUCCCUAUUUCUGGUGAUGACAGCGAAUUUGAUCACGUAGAGCAAUUCGAAGACUGCAGUGAGACAUGA
Messenger RNA from Fusarium redolens, 1161 nucleotides. RefSeq lists its product as uncharacterized. NCBI's taxonomy places the organism in Eukaryota, Fungi, Ascomycota, Sordariomycetes, Hypocreales, Nectriaceae. The record is from RefSeq and is a predicted model, not a curated record. The coding region runs from base 1 to 1161 and encodes 386 amino acids. The transcript is spliced from 2 exons.